This is a messenger RNA of Aspergillus wentii DTO 134E9, 1385 nucleotides long. RefSeq lists its product as uncharacterized. Gene Ontology annotation, molecular function: zinc ion binding; mannose-6-phosphate isomerase activity. The record is from RefSeq and is a predicted model, not a curated record. The transcript has 4 exons. Gene Ontology annotation, cellular component: cytosol. Bases 96 to 1304 code for a protein of 402 amino acids. NCBI's taxonomy places the organism in Eukaryota, Fungi, Ascomycota, Eurotiomycetes, Eurotiales, Aspergillaceae. Gene Ontology annotation, biological process: carbohydrate metabolic process; GDP-mannose biosynthetic process.
GAUUUGCUACAUAUUCUGGUAAUAUUUAAUUAGUAUCUUCUUUUCGUUUUUGAAACGAGAUAGAUUCUUGAUAUUUUUCUUUAUUAUCUUAUAUUAUGGCUGAUGCUGUGGUUCAGCUCAAAUGUGGCUGCAAGCAUGACCCAUGGGGAAAGAAAGGAAAAAACUCCGUGGCAGGUCAGUUGUGGUCCAAAACGCCCGGGGCAGGCGAAUUAGAAGAUUCAGAGCUAUAUUCAGAGAUGUGGAUGGGAACAUACCCUACAGUCCCAUCAUAUGUGCUAUCCACAGGAGAAUUAUUGGCAGACUAUCUGAAGAAGAAUCCGCAGUUUAUUGGGAAGUCUGUUCUGGAUCGAUGGGGUCCAGAGAUUCCUUUCUUGCCAAAGAUUCUCUCCUUUGCCCAAGCUCUCCCCCUUCAGAUUCAUCCAGACAAGGCCCUAGCAGAGAAGCUCAACCUAGCCGAUCCCCAAAAGUUCGGCGAUCCCAACCACAAACCCGAAAUCGCAGUGGCCUUGUCGAAUUUCGAGCUAUUCGCAGGAUGGAAACCACUCGAGGAUAUCCAGAAGCUCAUGAAGCUGCACCCACUCGAACGCUUUGUUCCUCCCCACGAAAAGUUCGACGAUAAUCUCCUCCGCCAGGUGUGCAAGACGCUGCUGAGCAUGCCGCAAGUGGUCGUGGCCGAGACGGUCAAAGAGCUGCAGAAUAUCCCCGAGUCACAGUUUGGUCGCUACUCCUACAUCCCUGGCCUCCUGGAGCGUCUGCGCAGGCAGUAUUCUGAGUCGGAUAACGGCAAUCUGGUUGCCACGGUGCUGAUGAACUACAUGACGCUGGGACCGGGUGAUGCUGUCUGUGUGCCCGCCGAUAGCCCCCAUGCCUAUCUCAACGGUGAUAUUGUCGAAUGCAUGGCACGGUCUGAUAACGUGCUCAAUACUGGAUUCUGCCCCCGUCCGGCGCGGGAUAACGUGGAUCUAUUCGCGCAGGCCAUGACGUUCAAACCGCAUAGUCCCGAGGGGGCGAUGCUGUCGCGGAAAAAAAGUGACAAGGGGAUGAAUGGUCGGACAGACGAGUAUAAGCCUCCAUUCACCGAGUUCAAUAUCCUAGCGACGAGUCUUGGGGCUGGUGAGACAGAGACGCACAAGUCGAUUCUGGGACCGAGUCUCAUGAUAGUCACCAAGGGGUGUGGGAAGAUGAAUAUCCCCGACAAGACAUUGGAGUUGAAGGAGGGAUAUGUGUAUUUUGUUGGACAAGGCGUGGCGUUGGACUUUUCAACUGAAAAAGGAAUCGCGCUUUAUCGACCGUAUGCAGAGUGAUGAUUCUAUUGUUGUUGUUGGUGUUGGUGUUGGUAUAUUGUUGUAUGCAGGGAUAUUCACUACUAAAAAUUGAAACAAGAC